This is a messenger RNA of Lactuca virosa, 1492 nucleotides long. NCBI's taxonomy places the organism in Eukaryota, Viridiplantae, Streptophyta, Magnoliopsida, Asterales, Asteraceae. The record is from the annotation of a GenBank genome assembly.
AUUCCUGCAAAACACAGCAGUCGCUUUUCCCUUCGUUCUGGAAAAUCUCGAUCCGUUUCUAUACCGUUAGGGUUUUCGGCUUACUAAAGCUCCACAUAAUCCGUACCAUUUGUGGGAUCGAGCUCCGCUGAUCUUCAUCAUGAAGCUCACCGUAAAGACUCUUAAAGGGAGCCACUUUGAAAUUAGGGUUCAACCUUCCGACACUAUUAUGGCAGUCAAGAAAAACAUUGAAGAUGUACAAGGAAAAGAUAAUUAUCCAUGUGGGCAGCAGUUAUUGAUUCACAAUGGUAAGGUUCUAAAAGACGAAACUACAUUAUCAGAUAACAAAGUCUCAGAAGAAGGUUUUCUUGUUGUCAUGCUAAGCAAGACUAAAAGCUCUACCUCAGGUGUAACUUCAUCUACUCAGCCCCUUCAAACAACUGCAUCAGCUUCCAAUCCCACCAGUACAUCUUCUUCUAUCCCAGCAACAGCAACAGUAACACCACCUGCUGCACCACCUGUUAUUUCUGAUACAUAUGGUGAAGCUGCUUCAAAUGUAGUAGUCAACAAUAGUAGUGUUGACCAAACUGUUCAACACAUAAUGGACAUAGGAGGUGGGGUUUGGGAUAAGGAAACUGUUACUCGUGCACUACAAGCUGCUUACAAUAAUCCAGAACGAGCAAUUGAUUAUUUAUAUUCUGGUAUUCCAGAUACAGUUGAAGUUGCAGCUCCUAUGACACAACUCCCUACUACUCAUGUUGCACCUCUUUCUGGAGGACCUAAUUCAUCUCCUUUGAAUUUGUUUCCUCAGGAAAUGCCUUCAAGUGGUACAGGUGGCAAUCUUGGAUCCCUUGAUUUUCUUAGAAACAACCAACAGUUCCAAGCAUUGCGAACUAUGGUACAAUCAAAUCCACAAAUACUACAGCCUAUGCUUCAAGAGCUUGGAAAACAAAACCCUCAGCUUUUAGGACUAAUCCAAGAAAAUCAUGCUGAGUUUCUUCAACUAAUUAAUGAACCUGUAGAUGCUUCUGAAGGGGAUCUGUUUGAUCAACCGGAUCAGGAAAUGCCACAUGCUAUCAGUGUAACUCCAGAAGAACAGGAGGCGAUUGAACGGCUUGAGGCAAUGGGUUUUGAUAGAACUCUUGUUAUUGAGGCAUUUUUAGCAUGUGAUCGAAAUGAGGAAUUGGCAGCUAACUUUUUAUUGGAGAAUGCUGGUGAUUAUGAGGACUAAAUAGAGAUCACAAAUCUAUGUAUUCGGAAAGGUGAUUUUGACUUGGGAGGUUUUAUGAAACGCGACAGAGACCCAUUUUAGGUGGUGGUUUAUACAGUUUGGACGUUUAUUGUAUUGUCCAUGGAACUGAGGCUUUCUUUUUUCUUAUUUAUUUGCGUUGUUUUUUUUUUCUAUUUAAUUUAAUUUUAUACUUAUCCCAAAUAUGAAGGGAUGAACAGGAUUUUGUUUGUGCAUUUCAGUUGACUUGUGUGACCCUGAUUUUUUUUUUUUUUUUCGUGUCUG